UACAUUUCGUUCGUCUAAGAUGCCUUGCGGGAAGCGUCCCAUCAUUAAAUCUUGGGACAGGCCGAGACAUAUUAGAGUUAUAACUCCGUCUCGCUACGAACAAAAUGAAGCUUCCGUCAAAGUGCACUGGAAGAAUGUUAUCAAGGAGUUGGAGCUAUCCUACAAAGAUGAACAGUUCUGGGAAACAAACAGUGAAACUGUUCGUGAAUUGGUAGGACCGGUAAUCUUUCAACGUAUUGCGAAGAUAUUUCAAUUGGGCGAGGAUGAGGUGGAAUAUGAACCUCAAAGUGAGCCCUCUACCGUCGUCCCAUCGGAGCAGUUUUAUUUGUCUAAAUUUGCAUCAUCACAGCCUCAGUUUUCGAUUAUGAGCGAAUACGAGCCCUCCUUGACAGAAGAACAGACUCACGAUGAGCAAACAGCUGAGACCUGGUCUGAGUCCUCCGGCAACGCGAGUGAAGACAAAGUCAAGACGUUACCAUCGGCUAGAUCAUUAAACGUAUCAAAAUCUUUAUCUAAAAUGUUAUCUAAAACAUUCUCCAGAUUUCUUUCAAAAGCUUUGUCCAAAUCACAUUCCGGUAAAUUAAGGAGUGUAAAUCAAUCUGAAACCUUUGACACGUUGGAAAAAUUAGAAAAAGAAGACUCUGAAGCUGAAACCGAUGAUGACUUAGCUGUUAAACAAGGCAGCGCACAGACGCAUAGGAAACGUCAUCGUUUUAAAAAUCCUUAUUACGAGAUGCUUUACUGCAACGAAUCCGAGACUGACAUGAUCAAGUGGAAGUCCAAAUACAAACAAAAGACCUUCGAAGUGUCCGCCUCCGAUGAAUUCAGCAAGAGAGCAGAAAUUAGAACAAAACAAAUCUCGAAUGACUUCUUCAAUUGGUGGGUUGGUUUGGGUAACGUUGAAUUCAAGAGUGAAAUCAAGAGACCCGAGGAUAUCGAAGCCUUGUUUCAGGUAUGGUUUGACGAGCAUGCUUCUCGUGGCCUGGUUCUCGACCCCAAAAUCAUACCGUGCGUUCUCAAGACCAUUGCUACCCAUACUGGCGUACACAAGGCAUCAUGCUUGAAGGCUCUGAGGAGACAGAUAGCAUUCGAUAUCAAAGCGGAGACCAGUCCAGCACAUUUGAUGGCGUUCGGCUCCAGCUUGCCGCACAAACUGAAGCAUGUGCCGCCGCAGAACAACACUGGCAACCUAUGGCACGGAGUCAAGAUACCUGAGGACCUUCGCAGCAUGGCUUGCGUCUGGGAGGACAUACAGCAUCUAACGGCAACGAAAGCGUUCCAGCAGUGGUUAGUGAAGCACCCUCAACUGGCAAUGCCUCCGUUCCUCAAAGAGCUGCACGCACCAGGCGGGGACAAGAAGCAGCCCUUCAUAGUCCCUUCAGACUUCGUGAUAAAGGGCCAGGGACAGGACAAGGCCAUUAUGCCUUCCACGCAGGACCUCGCUCUCCCCGUCUCGGAUUUCUCCAUAGAGCUGAAGGCGGUGCUCAGCAAACUGAUGAACCAGUGAACGAUUUGUUUCAGCACUAUUACUUCCUACUUCUUAAC
Messenger RNA from Trichoplusia ni (cabbage looper), 1545 nucleotides. RefSeq lists its product as uncharacterized. Bases 20 to 1507 code for a protein of 495 amino acids. NCBI's taxonomy places the organism in Eukaryota, Metazoa, Arthropoda, Insecta, Lepidoptera, Noctuidae. The record is from RefSeq and is a predicted model, not a curated record. The transcript is spliced from 8 exons.